CCCUUACUUCUCUAUAAAAAGAUCCGGCCGCCGCGAAGAACCAGGAAAAUAAAAAAGAGGAAACGGAAAUCUGAUAAAAUCUCUCACUCACCGCCACCGCCGCCGCCUGGAAAAAAACAAUCCCCAAGAAAAAACCCUAAUUUUCUCAGAGUCAUUCCUCUCCCGACUCUCCUCCACGGGAAAUACGAGCUCGGCCGGAUGCUCGGCCACGGCACCUUCGCGAAGGUGUACCACUCGCGCAACCUCCACUCCGGCAAGAGCGUGGCGAUGAAGGUCAUCGGCAAAGAGAAGGUGAUCAAGGUCGGGAUGAUGGACCAGAUCCAGCGCGAGAUCUCGGUGAUGAAGAUGGUUAAGCACCCGAACAUCGUCGAGCUCCACGAGGUGAUGGCGAGCAAGUCCAAGAUCUACAUCGCCAUGGAGCUCGUCCGCGGCGGCGAGCUCUUCUCCAAGGUCGCCAGGGGCCGACUGAGGGAAGACGCCGCUAGGGUUUACUUCCAGCAAUUGAUCUCCGCCAUAGAUUUCUGCCACAGCCGCGGCGUCUAUCACCGAGAUCUGAAACCAGAAAACCUCCUCCUCGACGAGGAGGGCAACCUUAAGGUCACCGAUUUCGGGCUAAGCGCUUUCUCCGAGCAUCUGAAGCAGGACGGGCUCCUCCACACCACCUGCGGAACUCCGGCGUACGUCGCGCCGGAGGUCAUCGGGAAAAAGGGGUACGACGGCGCCAGAGCCGAUCUCUGGUCCUGCGGGGUAAUCCUCUACGUCCUCCUCGCCGGAUUCCUCCCUUUCCAGGACGACAAUCUGGUCGCCAUGUAUAGAAAAAUCUACAGAGGUGACUUCAAAUGUCCGCCGUGGUUUUCCUCCGAGUCCCGCCGCCUCGUCACCAAGCUCCUCGACCCCAAUCCGGCGAGCCGAAUCACCAUCUCGAAGGUCAUGGAGUCGUCGUGGUUCAGAAAAUCCAUCCCCAAAACCGUACGCAGCAAGGAGGAGAUCGAAUUCGACGCGUUCAAUUGCGAAGAAGACGAAUCGAAAUCGGAGAAAUCGAAGGAGACGCUGAACGCGUUCCACAUCAUCUCGCUGUCUGAAGGUUUCGACCUCUCGCCGCUGUUCGAGGAGAAGAAGAAGAUGGAAAAGGAAGAGCUGAGAUUCGCCACGACUCGCCCCGCCAGCAGCGUGAUCUCGAGGCUGGAAGAGGUCGGGAAAGCAGGGAAAUUCAGCGUGAAGAAGAGCGAGACGAAGGUGAAGCUGCAAGGUCAGGCGAGCGGGAGGAAAGGGAAGCUCGGGAUUCAGGCGGAGAUCUUCGCCGUGACACAGUCGUUCUUCGUCGUGGAAGUGAAGAAGGAUAAUGGAGAUACUCUGGAGUACAACCAGUUCUGCUCCAAGGAGCUCAGACCGGCGCUCAAGGACAUCCUCUGGACCUCUGCCGCUGCCGCCGUCGUCGACCACUCCACCGUCGCUUAA
Linum tenue is the source of this 1458-nucleotide messenger RNA. The record is from the annotation of a GenBank genome assembly. NCBI's taxonomy places the organism in Eukaryota, Viridiplantae, Streptophyta, Magnoliopsida, Malpighiales, Linaceae.